AUGAAUGUAAGUGCAUCUUCGCAGGACCCGACGGCCAACGACGCUGCACUGGCUGCGGCGCUUGCAGAGUGGGACUCAGGCGUGAGGAGGAGACGCGGAGGAGAGGCUGGGGGGCCUGCAGCAUUGAGCGUUUCCACCGAUCAAGGGACGCCUGGGGCCUGUCAGGCUUCUGAUGCUGCGCACGACAGGCAGGAGAACUCUGGCUUCGACUCACCGAGCACAGACAAGGAACGCAAGCUGAAAAGAAAGAAUGCGAAUGACGCGGAAGAGAAUUCGGAAGAGCCAGAUAAGAAGCAGAAGACCGAAGACGUCGCUCCGAAGUCGGAGCCUGCGGAAAGCAGCACCAAGUCAGCAAAGUCGGUCAAAGUCACGUCAGAGAAGGAGGAGAAGAAAAUCGAGACUGGAGAGUCAACGCCGUCGAGGAAGGCAGGCAGCGCCGAGCCAACCAAGCACGAAGGGAAGCAAACCCCCAGGCCCUCGAAUGACAACGAUGAAAACACAACCAAGUCGUCAAAGAAAGACCCGACGACGAACCAUGACAAGAAGCACAAGGAGGAGGCGACUCGCGCUGGCCCCAACAAGACGCUGAGACUCAAGGUCGACGAGGCGGAGGAGCAGGAGGACGCGAGGGCUCCAGAGAAGAACGAGCCCGCCUCAAGAAACAACUCGAGGGGGUCGAGCAAGGCAACGACCCCGAUGCCUGUGGAUUCUCCGGUUGAGACUAGCGAGGGAGGAGGAGGAGGAGCGGGAGGGGUGGGAGGCCCAGGAGGCGGAGCAGCAACACCAGCAGCAGCAGCAACACCAGUAGCAGGAGCAGGAGCAGCAUCGGCAGCAGCAGCUGCUGGGGAUGCGGAUAAGAGCGGCACGGGAGAGAGCGCGAGCGGGAAGAAGGAGAAGAAGUCAGCGGAGAAGAAGGAAGGAGCGAUGAAGCAGAAGAAGGGAGAGGCCCGUUCUCUCGUGGAGGAUCUGCCGCCUGGUUUCCUCAAAGGUGAGAGGAGAUGGAGGAAGAGGUUGCCAAGGGGAGGCGGGAAGGGAAGGAGAGGGGACAGGGCAGGGCAGGGCAGGGCAGGGCAGGGCAGGGCAGGGCAGGGCAGGGCAGGGAAUGGAUGA
This is a messenger RNA of Guillardia theta CCMP2712, 1110 nucleotides long. RefSeq lists its product as hypothetical. The transcript is spliced from 7 exons. The coding region runs from base 1 to 1110 and encodes 369 amino acids. Lineage: Eukaryota; Cryptophyceae; Pyrenomonadales; Geminigeraceae. The record is from RefSeq and is a predicted model, not a curated record.